AUGGUCGGUGAUACGCGAUUUGUCCCCGACUCACGAGUCAGAAAGGCUCCGAACCGUCAGUCGCGGUCUUGUAAGGUCUGCCGGCUCCGGAAAGUCAAGUGUGACCGAGUCAAGCCCUGCCACGCCUGCUGUGCUCAUGGCUACCCGUCCAAAUGUGUGUAUGAGCACGUCCCCGACGAAGAGGCCCACCCCAUCAGCCAAGCGGAGGAGAUUCGGAACCUACGGGCGGAGAUCCGCGACCUUCGUGGAAGAAUAGAUGACAAAACGCAUGGAUCUGGGGCACAGGAUCUCCAACGCCUGGACAAGCUUGAGAGCUUAUUUGAGUCUAUUCGCUCCGCACCAACCCCGCUAGUGGAUAAUCUUGUUCGUGAUAUUCGGACCUCACAUGUCGGCCUCAAGAACAGUUUGGUCCCUGUCGGACCAUGGGAAGGCAGGGAAGCGUAUGAAUCCUACGACUAUCCCCCGAGCCCUUCUGUAACUUUUCCGCUUCGGACUCGCCUGUUACUAACCCCGGACGAAGACUUCAAUAAUUUUCAAACUGAGGAUGACGAUGACAGCGACUUCGAGCGCAUGUCGCUGAGUAGUGGAUCUGACUCAUCUGGCACGAUCUCAAUCAUGAGCAUGCAAAGACCAGCGGUGGAUGUGUUUGUCGAGAGAUUUUUGGAUGCAUUUAGUCCAGAAGUGGAUAUGAAAUCCGGAAGAGCGGGUGCAUUACGAGCUGCCGCGGGGAUUCGGAUGUUCUCACCACUCAUCACAGAUGCAUUCGAGGCCGUUUCGGUGGCAUUCUUUGGUCGUUCUGUGCAGAGCAAGCAUAUCGAGGCAUCCGGGUUCCGACUUUACCCCCGUGUGCUACGUUCAUUACAGGAUGCGUUGGUGGAUCCCGAAAAAUCCAAAGCAGAGUCAACACUGGUGACGGUGAUUCUCUUGCUGGCUUUUGAGAGCGUUGAACGCACUACUCAGAGUGGUGUCUCAUCUCACGUCCGAGGAGCAAUGCGCGUGAUCGAACACCGUGGGCCAGAAAAUCACAUCUAUGGGGUUGAACAUCUUAUAUUUACAGAACUCCGUCCAUAUUGGAUUGGCGCCGCUUUGGCAGCUCGACAACCCUCAUUCCUGGCCCAUGAAGACUGGAAGACCAUUCCGUGGUCAGCAGGGACCACCCAAAAAGACAUUCUACACAGUCUGCUUGACCUGGCCACCGAGGUCCCAGGUUUACUAGCGAUAUCCGAUGCCUUCAAAGAAGCACAAAUCACAUCUCACAUGGGGAGACAAGAGAUGGCUGUCAAACAGUCUACCCUUUGGAACAAAAUACGCGAUCUUACAAACCGCUUCUAUCGAUGGUACGAAGACCAUGUUGUCGCAUAUCCUGACGGGCCACCGCAGGAAGUCGAACAAAUCGGUGACCAGGGUUUCCCAAUUUUCCAACGCCGCGACCUCCGCACGGGGGCUACUUUCAUCCCAACAAGAUUUACAUAUCCAAACCUGCUACUCGCACAAACCAUGUGUGUCUACUACGCCGUGCGAUUGGUUUUGUCCUCGAUCGACAAACGGCCAGACGAUUGCGUCUCACCCCUUGAACAAUACGACUUGGGCUGCGGGAUCUGCCGCGCGUUUGAAUUUUAUAUCCUCACUGCGCCGGGCAACAUGAUCAAUCGUCUUGCAUUUCCCACUCGAGUAGCGUGGGAAGUAUUUCCGGAUGGAGGUCCAGAGCGCCGUUUCAUGGUUGAGGUAUUUCAACUAGUUGAGAAGCGGCAUUCUCUUGCGCUUUGGGGCAGUGCCAUGCCAGAGUUAUCUACAAAAGAAUCCUCGCCACUGAAUACGGGUAGUUCGUAG
Molecule: messenger RNA, 1830 nt
Organism: Penicillium robsamsonii
Lineage: Eukaryota; Fungi; Ascomycota; Eurotiomycetes; Eurotiales; Aspergillaceae
Product: Zn(II)2Cys6 transcription factor
Exons: 6
Coding region: 1-1830 (609 amino acids)
Biological process (GO): regulation of DNA-templated transcription
Molecular function (GO): zinc ion binding; DNA-binding transcription factor activity, RNA polymerase II-specific
Source: RefSeq, a predicted model, not a curated record